AACAAGCCCCAGCCAAAUCCGAAUCAACCACCGCAGCCCUGCUCGAGCAAGUCCCUGCGAAAAUUCGAGAGCUCGGCUGCUGCUGUGAGGGCUCAGCUUUGGACGAUGACUUCAACGGUGGAGUCGCUGGUCUGCGAGUAGCCGUUGUUGGCUUUGGCAGCGUCGUCAAGGCCUUCGUAGCAGCAGCACUGGUGGGAGCGGACGGGUUUGUCACGUGCGUGGAUGCAAGCCCGUCGAACGUGUUUUUGGCGGAGCAAGCUGCUGAGAGCUAUUGCCUCGAGACAUUGGGGCUGCCUCUCGUGAAUAUGAAGUUUAUCGUGGGGGAGUAUGGCGGUAUGGAUCAGUCCUCGUCGUUAGCCUCGAUGGGCACUGAUGGACUCAAGAGUGCCCAGGGCCAAGCAGAUAUCGCUGUGUGCAACUGCUCCAUCCAGUCAUUGGAGUUCCCUGCGAGCAAGAACGCGAUGCUGGAAGUGGCGUUCAGCCUGCUGAAGGUUGGUGGCGAGCUGCGUGUGACAGAUUUGGUUUGUUCUCGGCGGCUGUCGUCAAGUGAAUGCGAAGAAGCGCGUUUCGCGAUGGAAACGAGUGCGGGAGCUGACGGACCAGCGACUGUCGGUGGGGUGACGAAGCAGUUCGAGCAGAAGCUGCUACUGAGUGCGCCGUACAUAGGUGAUUUGCAGCGCUUGUAUCGAUCGCUCAGUAGCGACAUCGACGUGCGUCGGUCAAGCUGCAACGAAGUGGACGCAAUGGCGAUCGAUGUGGCUGUGGGUGCGCUGCUCCCAACCCUUGCUGCAGGGGGAGUGCACUAUCGUCGAGUCACCUUUCGAGCAUUCCGGCUGCAAGAUGUCGAAGACCCAUGCGAAAACUACGGGCAAACAGCCAUUCUCAAGGGGGUUGAUGCUAGCACCGACAAAGCUGAAAAUCUUUCACGUUGCUAUCGACUUGAUGACGACUGGCGCUUCCAAAAGGGAGUGAGCACACGCGUUGACGGUAACACGGCUCAGAUACUGCGGACGAGUUGGCUGCGACACCUGUUCUCGGUCAGUGGAGAUCGCUCCAGGCACCGUGGUCCAUUCGCUCGGUCUCCACGGUCAGUUGAGAACGAAGCACCGAGUACAAUCCAAUCCAGUGGCACGACAACUCCCACGUCUGAACCACUCGAAAUGGUGGACAUUUAG
Phytophthora sojae is the source of this 1175-nucleotide messenger RNA. RefSeq lists its product as hypothetical. Lineage: Eukaryota; Oomycota; Peronosporomycetes; Peronosporales; Peronosporaceae. The record is from RefSeq and is a predicted model, not a curated record. The transcript has a single exon. Bases 306 to 1175 code for a protein of 289 amino acids.